Trichobilharzia regenti is the source of this 1320-nucleotide messenger RNA. Lineage: Eukaryota; Metazoa; Platyhelminthes; Trematoda; Strigeidida; Schistosomatidae. The record is from the annotation of a GenBank genome assembly.
UUGCGCGGUGGAGUUGAUUCGAAUGGGUGUAAGGGUCUGCAGUGGUUCGUAAACGACAGGAGGCGUCAGUUCGGUGGUUGCUGAACUGUUAUCGCCCAGCUUUUUAACAUGGCGAGCCUGCGAAACUCGUGUAAACCAAAGCGAGAAGUCAAGAACUUGGAAUCUCCUAAUACUGCUAACACCCGUCAUCAGGAAGAUAGUACCAGAGCGCCACCGGAGAUGUCAUCAACCCCACCAACAACAUCGACUUCCACGCCUGCUCCAGAUAUGAUUCAAACAAUGGUCGCAGCAUUCCGAAUAGCGUUAGUGACUGCUAAACUUGUACGCCCUCCAGUACCAAACCAAAAGUUAAAUUCCCUGCACCGGGAAAGUUUGUUCCGGGGGAAUCGUUCAAUUUGUAGGAAGAACAAUGUCGCCGCUACAUACAGUAGUUUGACGAAGAACAAAGAGCUAAACUAUAACACAGCUCGCAUAAUGGGUAUCCGGAAGACACGCACUACCGCAUACCACCCACAGGAAAAUGGUUUGGUUGAACGCAUGAAUCGGACACUUAAAUCUCUCUUGCAGGCAUUUGUAGACCAAAAUAACCUCAGGGAAUGGGACCGAUCACUCUCGCAGUGCUUGAUGGCGUACUGAGCGACCAUUCACAAAGUUACGCGUCAAACGCCUCAUUAUUUGGUCACUGGAAGAGAACUCCGGUUGCCAAUCGAUCUGACUUCAAACACACUAGGAGAGGACACACAGAUUGCAUCCGAACAGGCAAUCAGACUUAGACGAAACCUGAACAAGGCACACCAGAUGACUAGGGAUAUACUCCAAACAAACCAGAGGUACCAGAAAGAAUACCAUGAUAGGAAAGCACAUGGAUCACCUGUGGAGCCAGGAGACAAGGUGAUGCUACUCAAGGAAGCGUCACCUGAAGAGAAGGCUCUUAAAUUCCAUAAACGCUGGGAAGGACCAUUUACUGUACUUAGCGACUGCACCCGUAGGAUUCGGGAACCCAAUUCCUCUCAUAGUCUAGUCACACACUUCAACAGACUAAAACCUUUUCGGUAGCAGGCCAUAGUACAGCUAAGUCCUAGCACUGCGGGUAGUGCUACUAUGGGAGAGGGAGUAGUGCAAGGCAUGCUAAGUUCGGCGGUUUUCUAACGUUCAAACUAUGCUUGUCUACUUUCAGGUCGGCUACGAAUUGUGCAGGGAUUGGUUACCCAAGACGAGGCAACGGAUGACCAAUAGGAGUGCCCCUUCCCUCUCAUCUAAUUGUAUUGUGACUGGUUGUAAAUAUAAUCCUUGACUUUGAGUCUUCGUUCUUACUAGCAC